Molecule: messenger RNA, 5116 nt
Organism: Electrophorus electricus (electric eel)
Lineage: Eukaryota; Metazoa; Chordata; Actinopteri; Gymnotiformes; Gymnotidae
Source: RefSeq, a predicted model, not a curated record
UCACAAUAUGCGUAGAGCGAGAAACGGUAUCAAUGCUUUUACUUAAUAAUUACAUAUGAAUUAUUAAUGUUUAGGAAUGCAUAACUCAGCAAAUUGGCGAAGGUGAACACACCCUACUGUCACUGUCGUUCGCGUAAUGACAAAAUACGAUCUAGCAAAUGUAGCUAUAGCGACUAAAAAGCUCUGCGAGCCAACCACAUCAAAGCUAACUUCAGCUUCGUGCAGAGUGCAUAACAACCACAAAAAAAUAAUUCAUAACAAAACGUUGUUUUACUCAACUAGAAGAUAGCAGAAGGAAAAUGUCAGGGAAGAGGUAUGGCAGGAACCUCCCGCCCUUGCUCACGCCUGACUAGCGGCUCCCGCGGCUUCCCCUGCCUGCUGUAAGUCCCGUUUGGGUCGAGUGCACGCGUAACCGGUGACUGUCCUUCCGCGCUUUGAUGGGCGCAUGACGUGACGGCUUAACGCACGUGCACUGUAGCCGCGCCGCGAGCUGAGCAUACCAAACUUGAGACGCAGCGAAGACAGAAAGUCCACGUGACGUCAGCAGGGCGCUGGCAAGAUUCAGAAUUUGUCUGAUGGGCGACCGGGCAGCAUAAAAAAAAAAGUGUGUGUCAGGUUUGCAGUGGGGUUAUUUAAGUACUGCGUGGAGAUGCAUGCCUUAUUAAUGGAGUGGUGCUGUCUGCUCCUCACAGACAGGGCAUAGUCUACAGACCUAGUCCUCUGCGCUCGAUGGAAGUUUUAUCUCGUAUUAGACUGUGACGGAUGACUUCUGCACCUUAAAUAUUCUACCGUCCUCUUUCUGAUGGAUACAAUGUCCUAUCUGAACCCAGCAAGUGAACUCGAACAUUUUGAUGGACUUUCGCUCAUCUACUGGACUCUUAUGGGCCCCUAUGGAAUUGACCGAGCAGUCCAUUCUAUGGAAUUUACAGACUGUGAAAAUGGGUUAGGCGUAAAGGUAAUGGGUGGUGUGAAAGAACUAACAGGAGAGGAGUUUGGAGUUUAUGUCAAAAGAAUCUUACCAGGUGGCCUUGCCUCCAUUGACGGAAACCUCCAAGCAGGGGACCAGAUCUUAGAGGUCAAUGGAGAAAGCCUGACUGGUGUCACAAAUGAAAGAGCGGUGGACAUCCUGAGGGCAGCCUCCUCGACCAACCACAUGCGUCUUCUGGUGGCCAGGGAUGAGCAGGCAAGGAGAGAAUUUGCGGAACUUCUAGAAAAGUACGGGUCCCACAGCAGUACGGACUCCACGAGGAACUCCCCCAUCCAGCACGGCAGAUACUUGGACAGCACGUCCUCGGAGUCGUCGUCCAGAUCCCAGAGUCCUCUGCUGCUCAGUCCGCCAGGGUCCCAAAGCACAUGCAAUAACUCAGGACAAUUACAGCGCUCUCUCAGUCACCUGGGGGAGGGUGUGAUCCAGAUGGUCUCUGUAGCUCACUCCUGCAGCCUGGGCGUCAUCAUUAGCGGAGGGUCCAACAGGCCCGAUGGGCCCGCCAUCAUCAUCCAGGACUUGCUGUCUGGAGGAGACUGUCAUCGGGAUGGGCGGCUCAGACCGGGGGAUCAGCUCAUCGCCAUCGGCAGGGAGUCCCUGGUGGGGGUGACGUUCGAGGAGGCCAAGACCACCAUCAACAAAGUCAAGUUCAGCCAGGACCCGCUGGUGGAGGUCGCUUUUAUCCGAGGGAAAGGCCCCACCCCCUACUGUGCAUCCAGCAGAGAUGGGGGGCAGCGUGCCGUCGGCAACGGCUACCCCGCCAGCCGCCCAAGAGCACAACCCCGACUUCCCGAGAUCAAGGCAGAGGAGCCUGUGUUGGUGCGUUCAUCCUCCCCUGACAUCUGUCCGCCAGACGUGCACUUCUCAGUUGCCUCAGUCUCACAGAGGACUGCCAAACCGAAGGUCUCCCUGGAUCCCCACAUACGACUCAGAUCCGAGAAGCUUGAGCUGGCACUGGGAUACCUGGGGCUGGACGUCACCGAGGAAAAGAGGCAGCGACUCAGAGAGAGUCUGUCCACAGACCCUCAGGGGACGGUGGCGUACGGAGAUUUCAUAGAGGCCACGUGCAAAGUGUACCAUGAUAAGCUGGAGGAGGCGGGGCUGGCACAGAGACCCUUCCUGUUCUCCUAUCACCAAGCAGCGAGUUUGCUGGACACGUCUGCCUUCCACUCUCCUACAUGCGAUUCGGAGUACAGCUGCAGCAGUGAGGAGGUGGAGCAGUGGCAGGCCAUGGUGAAGCAGCUCCACCUGCAGGUGAAACACUUGAAGGAUUUACUGGAGAAUGCAGAGAAGAGUAAAAAAUCUCUUGAAGAGCAACUUCAGAAGACCACAGAGAAAGUCACUUCCACCAUGGAGCACAACAAGACUCUGAGGAGCUGUCUGCAGGUAGCCGAGGUCGUGCCGAGGAAGACCAGCACUGCUGAGCGGGACAAUGAGGAGGCCAUCUGGCUCCUGAAGGCCGAGAUCAAAGACCUGAAGGACCAGCUCGCUGACAGGAAGCGAACGAACCUGGAGGGCACUAAGGAAGACAUGGUGGAGCUGAAACAGAAGCUUUCUGACAUCAACAGCCAGUUGAGAAAGUCUGAAACAACCAGGAAACAACUGGAAACCUCCAAUAAGAAGCUGCUCAGUUUUACUCAGAAGGUACACCAAUAUCUCACCAGUGGAGGUUUCAUCACAAAGGACAAAAACUGGACAGCCAAGUCUCCACCCUCAAAGGAGCCUCCAGACACACCCUCCCUCCGUCCAGACUCCACCUACCAGCGUCCAGACACGCCCUCCCUCCGUCCAGACUCCACCUACCAGCGUCCAGACACGCCCUCCCUCCGUCCAGACUCCACCUACCAGCUGGUAGUUGAGGCUAAGGAGCUGGUAGACACGGUCUGCUCUCUCCGAAUAGACGAUCACACGUUACCACAGACCAGCGUCGCCGAGCCUGAGUCUGAGAGCGUGAGAGCAGCGAGUCAUAGGCCCGAAGCCCCUCCCCCUUCCGGUCCGCCAAGAGAGAAGGAAUAUGUCUAGAGGAUCCACAUCGCUCCACUAGAGGGAGGCACUGAGUAAAUGUCACACACUUUCGCUUCUUUCAGAGAUAGAAAUACUUGUAGAGCUGGGAACAUUGGGAAAUUGUUGAGGCUGGAUAGGGCUUCACUGAUUAAGCCCCUUGUUAGGUGUUUGUAAUAAAAAGAUUGCACAUAUAUAUAUAUAUAUAUAUAAUGAUCUACAGUGUAACAUGAUCAGUGUCCAGAUGCGGAGUCAGAAUGCAGAGACAUGAGACACUGAGAGGCGUAAACUCUGGUCUUUGGACCAGGGCAAAACCCAGAGAUUAAAACUUUACCGUUCUCCAAAACGUCAUCCACCACCAAGCAAAAUUUAAUUAGAAUGGAAAACUGGGUAACUGAAAAAGAAAAGUUCUCAAAAUACUCCAAUUCAAAAGCUUGGCUGAAAACCAAAGCCAGACUAAUUUGAAGCAAAUUAAUGCUAAUUCCUACAUUAAAUUAAUCCUAUGAUGUGUUGGCACAUAACAGUGAGGAGAACAGGGACGUGAUCAAGCAUUCUGACUUUGUAUGUAAAGGGCAAUGUUGUAGUCUAGCCUAGUCGCAGUUAUCCAUACAGUGCCAGUCCACUGUACAUCACUAUAUAGAGGGUCUUACACUAUGCCAUAAUGCAGUCGCUAUGCAGAGGGUGUUACCCUACUCUACGAAGACCUUGCAUGUCUCUCCAUGGCUGAGCACUUCUGCUUUCAUAGCUAAAUGAUGGUCUCAAGUAUUUACCUACAUCAAACGUACCCCUCAGAACACACAUUUCAUCAUUUCAUCAUAUAUUCAUUGUGAUAAGUGCUGUCACCUUUUGGAGAUUUUCUAGUUCCAGUCUGUUAUUAUUCAUUGCGCCCAUUUGCAGUUGUUCUUUUAAACUUUUGAGAUCUUGCAGUCAUCUCUCAUCAUUCUUUCCUGAAGAUACCAUCCUGUUCCUACCUUCUGCCCUGCUAGAAGUUCUGUUAGGACGCUUCCGGUCCUUAGAGGGGACUAAGACCUGUUAAGUUCUCUGACCAGUGUUCUUUAGCGCAGUGGGUUUUGGCGCCCCCUUGUGGGCACUGUGCAUCCUGUGCCACUGUUUGCGCUUAUGGGAUUUGGGUCGUGGCGGUUCAGGAGGGUCCCGAAAGGCCAUUGUGCUCCGUUCGGCAACAGCGCUACCACACACGAGCAUCACGUUCUAAUCCCACCCCAGAACCCAUUGUGCAGUUACCGUGUUCUGCAUUUCAACACACUGCUCCCCUCUGAGAGUAGAAUGGUGGGAGUGUGUACAACAUUGUUUCAGGUUUGUGCUGUUACUAAUCUCAGCUGUACAUGCUUUGAAAAUGCUCAUGUGUAGACCUGUAACGUUAUUAGUUUGCAUCAUGUGUGUGGCCUAAAUCCUUUCCGUUCAGUUGUUUUUAAUAAAGGACAGAGAAGAACAUGAGGUGUGUUGAAUGCUUCCUGACCCUCCUCUGUCCUCUGGGUCCAGGAGAGAAGACACGAGCUGGACAUGGAAGGGAGACACUUAGGGUAUAUCUGAGACAGGAGACUUAUUAUUAUUAUUAUUAAUAACAUUUAUAUAGAGUCUCUCUCAAACCUAAAGAUGCUUUACAGACAGAAAUCAGCUUUUACACUCACUUCACACCCCACUGCUGCGAUGACGCAUCAGGGUGUCUGAGGGGUGAUGCAGUGCCGCUAGGAGGGAGAAGUUAAUCAUUAAGUGAUAGUUCAUCAAUUAGUAAUUACAAGCUUAUUUUAUAGACUGAGAGAGACCAUCAAUUGAAUGAUAAAUGCUAUUAUUUAAAUGAUUUAAUCAGUUGAAAUGCUAUCAAUUUACUUUGGAAACAUCACCUGGAGCUCGUAUCAAAACUAGUUAUGCAAAUGUUAAUGACAUAUUCAAACUAAAGGUGGAGCACUAAGCUUGCAUGGCAAGCGUGGAGUGUUUAAAUGGGCAGGUUUAGAGAGGGUGUAAAGGUUCUUUACUGGCUUACUGUCUAUGUUCUGUUGGCUACUGCAUGACAUUGAGAAGGUAUACAAGUAAAUGUUUAAAUAUUGAAAUUGUAGAAUUUACUCAUAUGUAUAAAACACCAUUGUUAACAAAUAAACAAUUGGAUAAUGG